This is a messenger RNA of Caenorhabditis auriculariae, 1583 nucleotides long. The record is from the annotation of a GenBank genome assembly. Lineage: Eukaryota; Metazoa; Nematoda; Chromadorea; Rhabditida; Rhabditidae.
AUGGUCAAUGGAACGGUAAGAUAGAUUGGAACUCUUAGAAUUUUUCAUUUGGAAAUUGACUAGAUUAUUUUCCGAUUAGAAAUUCUAGUGGCUUUGAAGAAUUAGAGAAUAGUAGUCUCAAAAAAUCAGAAAAAAAAGUCGAAAAAUCAGCCUCACCACACAAAAAAAUGAUGGAAUUUUUGGGUCUACAGUAAAAAUUUCCAGAUUUUUUUCAGUUUUGCAGAAAAUUCUGAUACAAAAAAUGUGCUUUUCGAGAUUUAAUUAAGUUUUUUUUAAUCCAAUUCUGAUUGCUAUUGAAGCACACAAAUUAGGCUUUUCAAAGCGGUUAUCAGAACUUUUCAGAUGAAUCAUUUUUUCGAUUAAAUCUCUAAUUUUGUCCAUUCGAAAUCGACAGUUUUCUAUACCGAAUGACCUGAAAAUCAGAUUUUUUGAGUAGUUGUGAAAAAAAAGUCUUGUGAUCUCUACCCAUUUCAUGAACAGAAAAAAGUUCAAUGUUCAGAAAUACGUUCACAAAAAGAGUAUUCCUAUCGGGCCACCGCCUUUCUGCUUCCAGUAUACCCGUGAGAAUGGAAGUGAGUGUUCAUAAUUAUUCCAAUAAAAUUAAAAACUUGCUUAUAAAUAUUUUUUUAACUGCUAUACCUACUACCGAAGAAAUUCAAGAAGUGAUUUAUGAAAAAAAGUUGAGGAAAUAUUUUUUUUUUUUUGUAAAUUUUUUUCAAGUUACUUUUUACUUGCUAGCUUAAAUAUCGGAAUGGUCUUUGUAAAGGCUGGAAAAAAAUCCUAAAAAGGUUUUUUUAAGCCUAUGAGGAAAAAUUUUCCAGAUUGUUCGGGCUACCAGGUCAUCUGUGGAGACAGCUUCAGCACUGCUGUGACGGUAAAUUCUUAUUUAAAAAAAAAUCAUCAAAAGAAUUUUUUUAAACUUAUUCGGCCUCUAGAUAUUACCGUCAUCUCUUACAACUGCCUAGAAAUCGGCCCAAGCCCUUUUUUCUCAAAAUUUUACUGAUCUUCAAUUUAUAUGACAAGCUGGAGCUUGAAAACUUGUGAAAAGUUGCCUAGGGAACUUCAUAAAAAGACUCAAGCUUCCGAAAGUAGGCACUAUAGAGGUUUUAGUUAGUGGUCACUCUGGGAUAUCAUGCUAUCCCUACAUGUAUUUUCAACCUUUGAAACCCCUUUAGAGACGACUUGAGCUUUAGGGGCUAGACUACAAACUCCUAUAAAGACCACCCCACCUAAAUUUAAGCCCUCCUCCAAAGGCACUACAUUGUCCAGUGGAGAGACCUUUUUCCCUUGACCCCUAUAAAGACCACUCUGAAAUUCAUGAGUCUCUAACAUUACUUUCGUUCGAUUUCAUGAAGAAGCUUGUUACUAGGAAAUUUUCGCUUUUUGAAAAAUGGAGAAUAAUUGUGAAUUAAAUUUAUACGUCUCCUUGUUUCAGUUGGUUACAAAUGAACAAUUUGAUCUUUCAGGGCGAAAUGUUCUACUUCCCGAACAACUGCGCCAGCGACGCCGGUCUCAGCAAGUUCGCCAAAACCGAAUUCGCACAACGCUACGAAGCUUAUAAGCUCGAACAUGGCAGCAAAUAG